Messenger RNA from Guillardia theta CCMP2712, 321 nucleotides. RefSeq lists its product as hypothetical. The annotation marks the transcript as partial. The record is from RefSeq and is a predicted model, not a curated record. NCBI's taxonomy places the organism in Eukaryota, Cryptophyceae, Pyrenomonadales, Geminigeraceae. The transcript has a single exon. Gene Ontology annotation, biological process: regulation of cyclin-dependent protein serine/threonine kinase activity. Gene Ontology annotation, molecular function: protein kinase binding.
GAGCUGCUGGUGUUCGAGGGGAGCGAGCCUCCCCCCAUCACAGCCGAGGGUUACGUGAGGAGGAUCGCUGACUACGGCGGCUGCAGCCCGUGCUGCUUCAUAGUCGCAGUGAUCUACCUGCAGAGGAUGAAGCAAGCUCUGCCUGGGUUGCUGCUGACGCGGCUGAACUUUCAGCGGCUCUUCCUCCUCCCCGUGAUGCUGGCUUCCAAGUUCCUCGACGACAAGUACUACUCGAACCAGCAGUGGGCGGACGUCGGGGGGAUGAGCCUGCCAGAGCUCAACGUGCUUGAGGGGAGGACGCUGCGCAUGCUCGGGUUCCGC